AUGGUACGGGGCCUACCUUGCGAAUAUUAUUUGCGUAUAUUGUCUCUUGGAUCAGAUCCGAACAUUGACAUUGUCGCGGUGCAUGGCCUUAAUCCUAAAAGCAAAAAGAACCAUGCUGAGAAGACUUGGGAGUCAAAUGGCAAGCUUUGGCUUAGGGAUUUCCUCCCCAAGCAAUUACCACGAGCGAGGAUCUUCCUCUUCAGUUACAAUUCCAAAGUCGUGAUCCAGUCUUCUGCAGCUGGUGUGCGAGAUCAGGCACACAUUCUCCUUGAUAGGUUAAGACUGGAGAGAGAGAACUGCGAAUUCCGACCGCUGUUGUUUAUUGCUCAUAGCCUGGGAGGAAUCGUUGUCAAAGAGGCGCUUGUUCAAGCCAAACUCAGCGCAACUUAUGGCUCGAUAUGCACUUCAACAUUCGGCAUUGCGUUUUUCGGCACACCUCAUCGAGGAACUCAACUGGCACGUGUGGGAGGCGUGGCUGCCAAGCUCGUGAGGACUGUGCUAGGAACAGCAAGUAACACGCUCUUGAAAGCUCUUGCGCGAGGAAGCCUUUAUGCUCAGGAACUCUCCGCAAACUUUGACAAGCUCCUUGAGAAUUAUCAGUAUUUGAGCUUUUAUGAGACCCUACCAUUCAAAGGCAUUGGCAUAAUUGUCGAAAAGCAUUCUGCCGUCCUUGGUUUGCCAGACUCGCGUGAGAAAGCAAUCGCACUGAAUGGCGAUCAUGACGCUAUCUGCAGGUUUUCCCGCGAGGAAGAUGACGACUAUCGAUAUGUUUCAUCCUUGAUUGUCGAACUUGCAAGCUCCGCGACGGAGGCACGUGCAAUGAUGAGUAGCUUCAGUGAAUCAGACUCCAUGCUCUUAGCUGAUGAAGCAAAUCCAUCCUUCUUCAUGAUGCCUUACGCACGUAACCCCGGAUUUGUCGGCCGUGAGCAUACUCUAAGCCAGCUAGCGGAGCAUAUCAUGCCGCUGGGCAAAACUCAUUCUCGGGUAGCCUUAUAUGGUCUCGGCGGUGUCGGUAAAACCCAGAUAGCCAUUGAGCUCGCACAUCAAGUACAUGAAGCUCAUCCUGAUGCAUCAAUAUUCUGGAUCCACGCAAACAGUAUCAGUCGAUUCCAAGAAGGUUACCAUGAUAUCAUCAGGGAAUGCGACAUCGAGAACUCAGACGAUAAGAAUAAUAACAACUUGAUGCUCGUUAAACAGUGGCUGGAAAAGCAAUGUAAACGCUGGUUAUUGAUCAUUGAUAAUGCCGACCAAGCCUCUCUCUUUACGUCAGAAACGCGUCACGGUCACGGUGUUUCGAAAACGGCUGCCCAGCUCGAAGAAGAUUCAUCAAUCCUUCAGUACCUUCCAGAAAGCCCCUAUGGAUCGAUUCUCAUCACAACUCGUAACCGAGCUGCUGGUGUCAGAUUCGCCAGGACUAUUGCACAAAACAUGGUCGAGGUGGAAACUAUGACCAAGGAAGAGUCGAAAUGCUUGAUAAAAUCCGUUUUGAGCAGAGAUUAUCCUACAGAAUCAGAUAUGGACGAUCUUGCCAGGCUGCUCGAUUACCUACCGUUGGCGAUCAUGCAAGCCGCUUCUUUCAUGCAAGAAAAUGUGCUCACCGUGAACGAGUACAUUCAGCUUCAUAAUGACAGUGAUGAGACCAGAAUGAAUUUACUGUGCGAGCCCUUCGAGACGCUAGGAAGAGACAGCGGAACCCCAAAUGCUCUUGCAACCACUCUGAUCGUUUCUUUAGAUCAUAUCAGAAAGCAUGAGCCGUACGCCAUCGAUGCGCUUUCCCUGAUUGCUUUCCUUGACCAACAUCACAUUCCAACAAGUCUGAUGCAACAAAAGAUUACCCAGAAGCUUGACUUGACGAAGGCGCUAGGUACGCUUAAAGCAUUUUCGCUGAUAAUAGCAAACGGAAACAGUCAAGACUUCUCCAUUCACCGGCUCGUGCAAUUGACUGUGCGGAAAUGGCUGAUAAUCGAGCAUGAAUUCGAAGAAAAAGCCAUCCAAGCCAUGGACAUCCUCGCUGAAAUCUAUCCAAAUGCCGUGUGGGAAAACUGGGCUACCUGCGCUGCCUAUCUGCCUCAUGCUAUGUCGGUGCUCAAUUUCAUACCAGAAUUACAUGGGAAGCUGUUGAGAAGGAGGCUAUACCUCCAAGAAGGAAUAGCCUUCUACCUGUGGUCCCAGGGCCGUACAGACGAGGCGGAGAAACUUGACCUCCUUAUUGUGGAGGAGAAUAAAAAGGAAUUUGGUAUAGAACAUCCAGAGACCCUGGAGAGCAUUGCCGGUCUCGCCUCGACAUAUUCGGAUCAGGACAGACUGGUGGAGGCUGAGGAACUCGAUUCAUUCCUCGUUACUACCAGGAAGAAGGUCCACGGGGAGAAAGAUCUCCUGACUCUAGGAAGUAUGCAGUCUUUGGCGGACACUUGGAGGAAGCAAUGUCGCUUUCAGGAGGCGGAAGAUCUGCUAUUGGAAGUGCUCGAAACAGCCAGGUCCGUCUAUGGGGAAGAACAUGAAAUGACGGUGGGUACCAUUGGCAGUUUAGGGACACUCUACUAUGAACGAGGUGAUUUGGAAAAAGCCGCGGAGUUCAGAUUCAGAGAUUGGAACUGGCACAAAGAAAACUACGGUCCAGAUCACCCCUGGGCUCUAGGCAUUGCUCGCAAUCUUGCCUCAAUCUACGAAGAGCUGGGCAAGCUACAAGAUGGGAAAGAGUUGUGUACUCAAACGCUCCAGGUGUGUGAGGAGAAGUUGGGUCCAGAUAACCGGACUACUCUAGCUUGCAAAGAGAGUUUGUUGAGUAUCUACACCAGUCUUGAGGAGUGGCAAAACGCAGAGGACCUGUGCUUGCAGAUUAUUGAACAGACUUCAAAAGCACAUGGACCGACUCACUAUGAAACACUCGACUGGAGGAGUGAGCUGUGCGGUAUCUAUUGGAGAAUGAGUGGCCACGGUGAUAAGAUUAGAAAAUUGGACGACGAAAUCAUCAACGACAGCGUCCGCACGUUCGGUUCAGAUCAUGCCUAUACCCUAAAAUUCACUGCUUUGGCUCGGUUCCACCAAGGGGAAGUCGCUGAGGCAAUACAGCUGAUAGCGCAGGCUACAAACAAGAUGGAAGUGCUAUUAGGCGCUUUUCACACGGAGACCCUGGCGUCAGUCCGGGUAUUGAGGGGUUGGUGUGAACCCGAACGAGAUGUCGUGGAUGUACUCUUGGAGGCCGAAGGACUGGGCGAUUGA
Messenger RNA from Aspergillus ibericus CBS 121593, 3222 nucleotides. RefSeq names its product kinesin. The record is from RefSeq and is a predicted model, not a curated record. The coding region runs from base 1 to 3222 and encodes 1073 amino acids. Gene Ontology annotation, molecular function: protein binding. NCBI's taxonomy places the organism in Eukaryota, Fungi, Ascomycota, Eurotiomycetes, Eurotiales, Aspergillaceae. The transcript has 8 exons.